Colletotrichum higginsianum IMI 349063 is the source of this 576-nucleotide messenger RNA. RefSeq lists its product as uncharacterized. NCBI's taxonomy places the organism in Eukaryota, Fungi, Ascomycota, Sordariomycetes, Glomerellales, Glomerellaceae. The transcript has 3 exons. Bases 1 to 576 code for a protein of 191 amino acids. The record is from RefSeq and is a predicted model, not a curated record.
AUGGUUGAUUCGGGGCGCUGGGAAGCUCCCGAUAAUACCGUAGAUGACUUUCUUGACGACGCCCUGGUCUACAUUACCUCCACACAAGAGGAUGACGCUCGUUUGGCCUGCCACUUCUCCGGCAACCUUGUCGAAGCCCGCCAGAGCCAGAGCGGCGGAACCUUCCACGAUCAUGUUCUCCUCGAACGCCAUCUUCCUCAUGGCGGCGGCGAUCUCGUCCUCGUCGCACUCGACGACGCGGUCGAUGACGGCGGUCGCCAAAGCAAGGGUGAUGGAGUCCUCGUCCAUGCCGCCCGCCACGGCCUCGGCCAGCGUGGGCCGGUGCUCCGUCUCGAGGACUUUCCCGGCGACGAUGGACUCGGCCAGCGUCUUGGAGUUGGCAGCGGCGACGCCGUAGACCCUGGUCCCCGGGCUGAAGGCCUUGAGGACGGCGCCGAUGCCGCUGACGAGGCCGCCGCCGCCCAUGGAGAUGAAGACAUUGUCGACGCCGCCGGCGCCGGCGCCGCACUGCUCGAGGAUCUCGAGGCCGAUGGUGCCCUGCCCGGCGACGAUGAGCGGGUCGUUGGCGAGAUGUAA